Equus caballus (horse) is the source of this 2208-nucleotide messenger RNA. RefSeq names its product uridine-cytidine kinase 1 like 1 (gene UCKL1). NCBI's taxonomy places the organism in Eukaryota, Metazoa, Chordata, Mammalia, Perissodactyla, Equidae. Gene Ontology annotation, molecular function: kinase activity; ATP binding. The record is from RefSeq and is a predicted model, not a curated record. Gene Ontology annotation, cellular component: cytoplasm.
CUUUUUCUACUGUGUUCUGGGAGGGGUGUGCUGUGGUCCUUAGCAAGCCCUGGGCUGGCAGUGUGCCAGCCUGCGUGCAGGAGGGGCAGCUCACGCCCAAGGGCUGGCCUGAGGUCUGCCCGGGCCUCGCAAGGCUGUUGUCUCCAGCAGGUCAGUGCUAUUAAUAUCAGCUGAGCACACAGCCCCUAAUUGGGUGAUCCUCUUAUGCCUGUGGCCUGGGCUUCUGAGGCGGGCAGGGAGUGCUGUUCCUGCUGCACGGGGCUCCUGGGGGGCCCCACCCCCACUCCUCACCUGCUGUGCCACCCACUCAUGGAGGGGCAGUUCAGGUGGCUCCUGAGCUGACCUGGGAGGCCACCGUGGGUCUAAGAGACAGUGUGGUGAUGCCCCUGCACGCACCUGGGAUCCACCGCCAUCCUGGUGCCCCUGUGUCCCAGCCAUGAGCAGCCCCCCAGCUUACCCUGGCAUCAGGAUCUCAGGGUGCUGGGCCCUCGGAGCGGAAGGCAGCAGUGCUGAGUCCCUGGACAGGCUCCUGCCUCCCGUGGGCGCCGGGCGCUCGCCCCGGAAGCGUACCACCAGCCAGUGCAAGUCUGAGCCGCCUCUCCUGCGCACCAGCAAGCGGACCAUCUACACAGCGGGGCGGCCGCCCUGGUACAAUGAACAUGGCACACAGUCCAAGGAGGCCUUCGCCAUUGGCCUGGGAGGGGGCAGUGCCUCCGGGAAGACCACCGUGGCCAGAAUGAUCAUUGAGGCCCUGGACGUGCCCUGGGUGGUUUUGCUGUCCAUGGACUCCUUCUACAAGCUCCUCCUGCCACAGGUGCUCACCAAGCAGCAGCAGGAGCAGGCCGCCCACAACAACUUCAACUUCGACCACCCGGACGCCUUCGACUUUGACCUCAUCGUCUCCACGCUCAAGAAGCUGAAGCAGGGCAAGAGCGUCAAGGUGCCCAUCUACGACUUCACCACCCACAGUCGGAAGAAGGACUGGAAGACGCUCUAUGGCGCGAACGUCAUCAUCUUCGAGGGUAUCAUGGCCUUUGCUGACAAGACGCUGCUGGAGCUCCUGGACAUGAAGAUCUUUGUGGACACAGACUCUGACAUCCGCCUCGUGCGGCGGCUGCGCCGGGACAUCAGUGAGCGAGGCCGAGACAUCGAGGGUGUUAUCAAGCAGUACAACAAGUUUGUCAAGCCCGCCUUUGACCAGUACAUCCAGCCCACCAUGCGCGUGGCUGACAUCGUUGUGCCCCGGGGGAGCGGGAACACAGUGGCGAUCGACCUGAUCGUGCAGCAUGUGCACAGCCAGCUGGAGGAGAGGAAGCUGCGCUGGGAUAUGGCCGCGCUGGCCUCAGCACACCAGUGUCACCCCCUGCCCCGGACGCUGAGUGUCCUCAAGAGCACGCCGCAGGUGCGGGGCAUGCACACCAUCAUCAGGGACAAGGAGACCAGCCGAGAUGAAUUCAUCUUUUACUCCAAGAGGCUGAUGCGGCUGCUCAUUGAGCACGCGCUCUCCUUCCUGCCCUUCCAGGACUGUGUGGUGCAGACCCCACAAGGGCAGGACUACGCGGGCAAGUGCUAUGCUGGGAAGCAGAUUACAGGCGUGUCCAUUCUGCGGGCUGGCGAGACCAUGGAGCCAGCGCUGCGGGCCGUGUGCAAAGAUGUGCGCAUUGGCACCAUCCUGAUCCAGACCAACCAGCUCACCGGGGAGCCUGAACUGCACUACCUGCGUCUGCCCAAAGACAUCAGUGACGACCAUGUGAUCCUGAUGGACUGCACUGUGUCCACAGGCGCUGCUGCUAUGAUGGCCGUGCGCGUGCUCCUGGACCAUGACGUGCCUGAAGACAAGAUCUUCCUGCUGUCGCUGCUCAUGGCGGAGAUGGGUGUUCACUCAGUGGCCUAUGCCUUCCCGCGAGUGAGAAUCAUCACCACGGCAGUGGACAAGCGUGUCAACGACCUGUUCCGCAUCAUCCCCGGCAUUGGGAACUUCGGUGACCGUUACUUUGGGACCGAUGCUGUCCCUGAUGGCAGUGACGAGGAGGAAGUGGCUUCCACGAGUUAGCUGUGCAGGCUGAGCCACCCCCACCAGUCCCCGCCUGCCUCUUGGCUCUUGCUUUCCGAGUACAGAGAUGUUAACUUAUUUUAAUUAAAAAAGAUGUUACCAAUAUAACUUAUUCUAUACAUUUUGUAAAAUAAAUAAAGCUUUAGGAAAAUGAA